AAUACAACAUGUAGGUGAAGGCGCUUAACGAACUCCGACCUCGUCUUCUCCGUCCACUUCACUCCUCUAAAUCUCUCAGAUCUCUCUCACUGUGAUUUAUCGAAUAGCAACAAUGGCGGCUUCUUCUUCGUUUUUAUCAACAGCUUCGCUAUCCAAUCCCAAAUCCACCAUUUCAUUCGCUUCCUCCGUCUCCCCUGCUCCCAUCCCUUCCCUCCGCCGCGUCGUUUUCCGCUCUCCGUCUUCUCGCCGCCGAGUAAUGACGAUCCGAUCCAAGAUUCGCGAGAUUUUCAUGCCGGCGCUAUCCUCCACCAUGACGGAAGGCAAAAUCGUCUCCUGGAUCAAAACCGAAGGCGAGAAACUCGCUAAAGGAGAGAGUGUCGUCGUUGUUGAGUCCGAUAAGGCCGAUAUGGACGUGGAAACCUUCUACGACGGUUAUCUCGCCGCGAUCGUCGUCGGAGAAGGAGAAACAGCUCCGGUAGGCGCUGCAAUCGGAUUGCUGGCGGAGACUGAGGCUGAAAUCGAAGAAGCUAAGAACAAAGCCGCCUCGAAACCUUCCUCCUCCGCCGUUGUUCCAUCUCCUCCUCCAGCUACUUCAUCCCCCGCUCCGGCGAUCGCUCAGCCUUCUCCGGCGGCAGCGGCGUCAGAUGGUCCGAGGAAAACCGUAGCGACGCCGCAUGCUAAGAAGCUCGCGAAGCAGCACAAAGUGGAUAUCGGAUCCGUUGCUGGAACUGGACCAUUCGGUAGGAUCACGGCUUCCGACGUGGAGGCGGCGGCUGGUUUAGCUCCCACCGUGACACCACCGCCUCCUCCUCCUCCUCCUCCUGCAGCUGCACCAGCACCAACAGCUAAAGCUACCACCACUAGCUCGCCUCCUCUAUUGCCUGACGCCAGCAUCGUCCCCUUCACAGCAAUGCAAUCAGCAGUAUCCAAAAACAUGAUUGAGAGUCUCUCCGUUCCAACGUUCCGUGUUGGUUACCCAGUGAACACUGAUGCACUCGACGCACUCUACGAGAAGGUGAAGCCAAAGGGUGUGACAAUGACUGCUUUAUUGGUUAAAGCUGCAGGGAUGGCUCUUGCUCAGCAUCCUGUGGUGAACGCUAGCUGCAAAGAUGGGAAGAGUUUUAGUUACAAUAGUAACAUUAACGUUGCGGUUGCUGUUGCCAUCAAUGGCGGGUUGAUUACGCCUGUUCUACAAGAUGCUGAUAAGUUGGAUUUGUACUUGUUAUCUCAAAAAUGGAAAGAGCUGGUGGGGAAAGCUAGAAGCAAGCAAUUGCAACCUCAUGAAUACAACUCUGGAACUUUCACUUUAUCUAAUCUCGGUAUGUUUGGAGUGGAUAGAUUUGAUGCUAUUCUUCCUCCAGGACAGGGUGCUAUAAUGGCGGUUGGAGCUUCGAAACCAACUCUAGUUGCUGAUAAGGAUGGGUUCUUCAGUGUGAAAAACAAAAUGCUGGUGAAUGUGACAGCAGAUCAUCGUAUUGUCUACGGAGCUGAUUUGGCUGCUUUCCUUCAAACCUUUGCAAAGAUCGUUGAGAAUCCAGAUAGCUUGACCUUGUAGUACAAGUCAAUGAGCCGUUUUUUUUCUCAAGUAAACAAAAAGAAGAAGUGUUUUGAUUGUUAGGGCAUCUCCAUCCCCACUCUAUUUUUUUCUCUAAAAUGGAGUAAAAGUAAAUAUGGAGUAAAGAAUGUUCCAACCCAACUCCAUAUCUCACUCCAUAAUGAAAUUUACUCCAUAAAUGGAGUAAUCUAUUUUUUUUUUGUGCAUCACUCCAUUAUGGAGUGGAAAAUGGAGUAGGGUUGGAGCAAUUUUACUCUAUUUGCACUUUUACUUCAUUUUAGAGGAAAAAAUGGAGUUUUACAUUGGAGAUGCUCUUACACUGUUCUUAGUCCUGUUCUUUCUUUUGCAGAUUGGUUCACUUGUAUCUGUAGUUUUGGACCUGUGUUGUGUCUUGGUUUUUCCGGAGUAAUCAUUUUGGGUUUUACACAAAUAAUUUCAGCUUUGAAAUGGUUUUCCCGGAAUAAUCAUUUCAGUAGACGCCGCCCAUUAUCUAUCAUCAGUUCACCUCUGAAAUUUAUUAACAUUAUUCUAAAAUCAUCAUUUAUA
This is a messenger RNA of Brassica napus (rape), 2101 nucleotides long. Its product is annotated as dihydrolipoyllysine-residue acetyltransferase component 4 of pyruvate dehydrogenase complex, chloroplastic-like. Gene Ontology annotation, cellular component: pyruvate dehydrogenase complex; chloroplast envelope; chloroplast thylakoid. The transcript is spliced from 6 exons. Gene Ontology annotation, biological process: pyruvate decarboxylation to acetyl-CoA. The record is from RefSeq and is a predicted model, not a curated record. The coding region runs from base 113 to 1555 and encodes 480 amino acids. Gene Ontology annotation, molecular function: dihydrolipoyllysine-residue acetyltransferase activity. NCBI's taxonomy places the organism in Eukaryota, Viridiplantae, Streptophyta, Magnoliopsida, Brassicales, Brassicaceae.